UGCUGUGAGAGUCAGUAAUUGUAAAAUUAUGUUAGGUAACACUGAUCUGUGCUCGCCUUUGAUUCUUGUUUUGGCAUCCUUGCUCGUGCAAGCAAAAUUACCAUUGAGGCAGGAAUUGAUUUCACUUAGUCCCAAUAGUUUGAGGAGCUCCUCAGAUGGACAGGUUUUUUUGGCUGAACUUUAUGUGGCCCAUUGCGAGAGCUGCAGUUCCCUGAGACUGAAUUACCUUGCCGCCAUCUUAGAGGACCGAUCGGACGCAAAUGUCACAGUUGGAACUAUCGACUGCAUAAAGUAUGCAAAUUUUUGUAGUGAGCUGAAUAUAACUAAAUAUCCGACUGUGGGCAUAUUCAAGAGGCGCGGAGAGCAGUACAGACUCCUCUAUGGGUCACCCGAUCUGCUCACGCUGAUGAAGGUGUUGGGUCUACAACACGAUGGUGGCAUGGUUGAGAGCCGUGAGCUCAGAGAUGAAAGGAUUUGUAACCCUGGCAGGGUAUUCGCACUUGAACCAGGAACAUUCACCAGGACCCUAUCACAUGGACAGUUUUUAGUCAAAUUUUAUUCACCCACUUGCUUCCAUUGCCGCGUCCUGGCACCCGCCUGGAUAGAGCUAGCUACCAGACUGCAAAGUUAUGACCUAUGUGUGGGCGAGCUUGAUUGCACCAUCGCCGUAGCUAUUUGCAACAAUUUCGAAAUCAAGCAUGUGCCGACCAUUGCGUGGUUUCGGAAUGGCGAAAAAGUGCAAGUAUAUUCUGGGCCACGAGAUCUCAGCUAUUUAAAAGAGUUUGCUCUUGACAUGCUUCAUGGGACAUAUAGAAAUAGAUAUAGCUAUUCAACAGGCUCCAUUAAGGAGAGGAACGAUGUUUUUCUUAUAUUAGCUUUUACGAUUUAUAUUUUUGUACUAUAGUCAAUGAGAUACUUGUCUAAGCGAGAGGAGACUCAUGGGAUCAUACGUACAUUGAUGGACGGGUCAAAUGAAUGACAUUUAUCAGAAUAAACUCAUAAGUGCAUCUGUAGAAAUGUGAAAGAAUAAUAAUCGAAAAACAACAAUUUGAAGCUAUUUCCCU
Molecule: messenger RNA, 1064 nt
Organism: Drosophila hydei
Lineage: Eukaryota; Metazoa; Arthropoda; Insecta; Diptera; Drosophilidae
Product: thioredoxin domain-containing protein 5-like
Exons: 1
Coding region: 29-904 (291 amino acids)
Biological process (GO): protein folding
Cellular component (GO): endoplasmic reticulum
Molecular function (GO): protein disulfide isomerase activity
Source: RefSeq, a predicted model, not a curated record